AUGUCACCUUGGCAGAAAAAUCCUGGAUUCAAUAACUUUCAGAAUGUAAAAUUAACAGAAAAUGUGCAAGGACCUCAAAUGCCUCGUAGAUCUACCGAUGAACUCGAGCCAAUCCACAGAAGACAAGUAAAACAAAUCGAUGAUUCAAAUUAUAAGGAUGAGGAUGAUGUUAAACCCAAGAAAAGCAGACUCCCGUUGUAUUUAAUCUUAGUGGCUUUCCUUGCAAUCGCUUUUCUUAUUGGAUAUUUCCUUGACACUGACAGCAAAUAA
Trichomonas vaginalis G3 is the source of this 270-nucleotide messenger RNA. RefSeq lists its product as uncharacterized. The transcript has a single exon. NCBI's taxonomy places the organism in Eukaryota, Parabasalia, Trichomonadida, Trichomonadidae. The record is from RefSeq and is a predicted model, not a curated record. Bases 1 to 270 code for a protein of 89 amino acids.